Molecule: messenger RNA, 918 nt
Organism: Sordaria macrospora k-hell
Lineage: Eukaryota; Fungi; Ascomycota; Sordariomycetes; Sordariales; Sordariaceae
Source: RefSeq, a predicted model, not a curated record
AUGGCGCAACUGGAAACGAACAUUGAGUACGAUCACGUCAAAGGCGGUAGCGGACGACGAUAUGUUUCAUCGCAAAAUGCUUCCUCCAAACUCCCGCCGAAAGCAGUCCAACAUGCCCCUACUCGCGAUGUUCACCGAUGCAUGAUCGACCGGUCGGGGGCCUCCUCCAUCCAGCGUCUUCUACGAUGCGUCAAUCGACCAAAGGGGAUGCACUUGCCCACAUCCAGGCACCCUCAUCAGACGCUCGGAGGAUAUGCCGUCGUCUUUAAUGAACAACACCAUGCGGGACACGCCGACUAUCUUGCCCUUGCCGUCACCAUCCACGUCCAGCCCUUGCACCCCGCCGAGCCGCAUUCGCGCUGGCCCCUUGCGGACCUCACCUGGAUCGGUUCGCGCUGCCACAACUGCAUCACCGAAAGGCCCAAGGGGUGCAUGGUCCACCUCACCGUCAAACAACGGAUUUACGUUUCUAAAAACGCUGUGAUGGGCUUGGCCGACCUGCCACAGAUUCCUGGCGCUCACAACUGCGCUGUGGGCAACCCUCGGGAGGGCCGUAACGCGCCUGUGGGGAUCUCACGGCAGGAGGUUGAGCGCCUGCUGGCCGAGGAACGUCAGCGCGUCAAGCAGCUCGUAUCGUCAGAGGUAAAGACUGCCCUGUCCAAGCAAGCCAUCCCGCGCCAGUCAUCGGUCACUCCGGGAAUGCAGUACAUCAAUUCGCCUGCCGGCCUGUCUUCUGCCAGUCCGAUGCAUUCCUCGCUGGUUUACGAGCGCUCGCCAUUUGCCCAUCUACAGCCUCAGUCGCCGGCUAUCAAACGCCAGCGCAGUAUGAUGGACCCACGUGAACAGUAUCGUCAGGUUGGACACGGCCGUGGCAGCAGGACUGACGUUAAAAUGUCAGAACUGCUGGGAGUCACCUGA